This is a messenger RNA of Hibiscus syriacus, 731 nucleotides long. RefSeq names its product sm-like protein LSM4. The transcript is spliced from 9 exons. The coding region runs from base 208 to 606 and encodes 132 amino acids. Lineage: Eukaryota; Viridiplantae; Streptophyta; Magnoliopsida; Malvales; Malvaceae. The record is from RefSeq and is a predicted model, not a curated record. Gene Ontology annotation, molecular function: U6 snRNA binding. Gene Ontology annotation, biological process: spliceosomal snRNP assembly; nuclear-transcribed mRNA catabolic process; mRNA splicing, via spliceosome. Gene Ontology annotation, cellular component: U6 snRNP; P-body; spliceosomal tri-snRNP complex.
AAGGCUAAUAAAACCCCGCCGGAUCUCCUGGGAGCAAACUCUGUAUUUAAAUCAGUGCGUGAGGUCGGGGGGGAAACAUAGAAGUGAGAUCGAAAUUCAAAUAAAAGCCUGAAAAGUUGUUCGUCUCUCCUCGGCUAUCUUCCUUCUCUCUCGUUGUUUUUUCGAGGAUUCUUAUUUAGGCCUCUACUCCAUUCGAAGAGGAGAAAAAUGCUUCCUCUUUCUGUACUAAAAACUGCUCAGGGCCAUCCUAUGCUGGUGGAACUAAAAAAUGGGGAGACUUAUAACGGACAUUUGGUCAAUUGCGACACUUGGAUGAACAUACAUCUUCGAGAAGUCAUCUGCACUUCAAAGGAUGGAGACAGGUUUUGGCGAAUGCCGGAAUGCUAUAUCCGUGGAAAUACUAUCAAGUAUCUUCGAGUUCCUGAUGAGGUAAUUGAUAAAGUUCAGGAAGAAACAAAGAGCCGUGCAGAUAGGAAGCCUCCUGUUUUAGGGCGUGGCAGAGGAAGAGGUAGAGAAGAUGGCGCCAAGGGUGCAGGUGGACGAGGCAGGGGUGGGUCAGGUGGAAAGACCAGUGGAAGCAGAGGUAGUGGCCAAGGUCGAGGUUGAUGUCGUGCUGCUUUAUAUUGGACAACAUUGCUAUUUUUAGAAGCAGGUUGCAUCCAAAUAACUGAAAUAUGUUUCUAUCGUUUUUUUAAAUGUCAGAAUGGUCCAAAUAACCAAUAUUAUGUAAA